GUGACAGAUAAAAUGUCAAAAUAACUACUGCAUCGCGAUCGCGAAGGAUGAUUUACUAUUCUACAUAAUUGAAAAUAAAUGAAUAUGGAUCCCUGUGAAAUAGAAUUUAUUGGAGAAAACAGAAUCGUUAGUAUAAUUCCAAAUUUCACAUACGACAAAAUCUACUUGAUAUGCGGUGAAUUUGGGCCUUUUCGAGCUGGUUUGCCGGUAAAUGUACCUUUGUGGUUAGCUGUGAUGUUGAAACAGAAGCAGAAGUGUCGAAUUGUACCACCUGAUUGGAUGGAAGUAGAUGCUUUAGAGAAUGUUAAAGAGGAAGAAAAAAGAUCCAGGUUUUUCACAAAAAUGCCAAAUGAGCACUACAUGGUUGAAGCAAAACUGAUAUUAGGAUGUGCUGCCGAAGACAUCCCAAACGCCCCACAGAUAAAAACGAUCAUAAAAGACAUAUGGGACAUCCGUAUGUCUAAAUUGAGGACUUCCAUGGACGCUCUAAUGAAGUCCGGAGGCAGUUAUGGUAGGCUGGACCACCUCACGAUGAUGGAAAUCAAUUCUGUGAAGCCUCUCCUACCGUCAGCUAUGGAUGAUCUGCUUAGGAUACAAAUGAUGGCGCGCAAAACGGCUCCAACUAAUUUGAAUAACUCCACAUUCAGCCAGUCAGGAAGUUCUCAAAAUAUUUAAUAAGUCACUUUGUUAGUUAGACAAGUCUCACAUUAUGCCAUUAACGAAGGCUGGCCCAACAAGUUUUUGUCGGCAACUUUUUAAUUUCAUAUAAAUAAAACUCAAACUCAGAAAUAUUUUUUGCAAUAACUGUGUUGUCAUUAUAGGCGCUAUAACGCGUCGGUGAGCUAUGUCGGCGGUUUUUACAUAUUAAAAAGGGAUGAGAAUGGCUAUAUGUAAAUAGUAUCUAUAUAUUAUGUAAUAAUGUUUUUUUACCAUACAAAUUGAACCAUGAUUGAACCAUCAUUGUUAUCAUACAAAUGCACAAUAAAUAUAAAUUUGCAAUCAUGAAGUAAAAGAACAAUUUGUGGUUUGUUUCUUUUCAUUGUCUCACUGGAAAAAUACGUAUCAGAAUUUUAAUAAUCUAAAUUGAAAAUCAGCUUUCAUAAGAUCUAGUUUCUCAGCCUAUGGUCGUUUUAACCUCUGUGAUUCUUUAACAUUGUUGAAAUAUGUUACUUUUUAUUAAGAUCAGUGCCUGUUAAGUAUAAAUAAAAUGUUUGCAUGUUAAAAAUCAUUAUAACUGUGAUAAUUAAAUAUUUGUUAAAGUA
This is a messenger RNA of Plodia interpunctella (Indianmeal moth), 1262 nucleotides long. RefSeq names its product Partner of Sld Five 2 (gene Psf2). NCBI's taxonomy places the organism in Eukaryota, Metazoa, Arthropoda, Insecta, Lepidoptera, Pyralidae. The transcript has 3 exons. Gene Ontology annotation, cellular component: nucleus; GINS complex. Gene Ontology annotation, biological process: DNA replication; double-strand break repair via break-induced replication. The record is from RefSeq and is a predicted model, not a curated record. Bases 79 to 675 code for a protein of 198 amino acids.